AUGCCGGCUUUGGUGCUGGGAUGGGGUAUCGCACAAUCCUGUACCCCCGCUUGUCAUAGCUUCGGUGCAUUGAUGGCAGUCCGUUUCUUCCUUGGUCUAUUCGAGGCAGGCUGCUUGCCGUUAUUCUCUAUAAUCACAAGCCAAUGGUACCGCCGAUCUGAGCAGCCAGUACGUGUUGCUGCAUGGUACGGAACAAAUGGUCUAGCUACAAUCGUAGCUGCGGCUCUGUCGUACGGCUUGGGCAAGAUCAACUCAUCAGUGCUAGCUCCGUGGCAAAUAAUAUUCCUGUUUACCGGUCUCAUCACUAUUGCGACAGUGCCAUUCGUCUAUUGGAAAUUAGAUAAUGACGUCGCAUCAGCACGAUUCCUGACAGAAUUCGAGCGAGCACAGGCUAUCGAACGCCUUCGCGCGAAUCAAACAGGGGCUGGUUCUCGAGACUUCAAAAGACACCAUGUGAUUGAGGCUGCACUCGAUGUGAAGACCUACCUCUUCAUUGGCAUGGCCCUCGGUAGCAACCUGGGUGCACAAGUGACCAAUACUUUUGGCCCUCUCAUCCUGAAGAACUUUGGGUUCGACAAAUACAAGACAUCUCUGCUCAACAUGCCUUUUGGCGCUAUUCAGUACAUCGUCAUCCUAGCCGUGGCCUACGCAGCCGUCAAGUUUCGAUGGAAAUCAAUCACGCUGCUAAUCAUACUAAUGCCGAUCAUCACUGGCCUCGCCAUGCUAUACGCACUUCCACGAGGAACAUCCCAUACGGCACCAUUGCUGGUCGGCUACUAUCUUCUAGCAUUCAUCUUUGGAUGCAACAAUUUGAUCGUGGCUUGGAUCCUUGCCAACACUGCAGGUCAAACGAAGAAGUCAGUAAUGGUCUCUCUGUACAACGCUGCGGCUUCGGCUGGCAACAUCAUUGGACCCCUUCUUUUUAGCAGCAGUGACGCUCCAGCAUAUCGCCCAGGACUACGAAAGACGCUUGGAGUCUUCGUCAUGAUCAUCUGCGUUGUUAUCAUUCAAGUGGGCAACUUGCUCCUUUUGAAUAGACUGCAAGGUAAAAGGCGAGUAAGAAAUGGAAAGUCUGCGAAGAUCCACGAUCAUUCCAUGGAAGAGAGAUACGUCAACAUUGAUGCAGACAACGAGUUCGCGAUAGGAAGCAUGGCAUUCGCAGAUUUGACAGAUCGUGAGAAUGACGAGUUUGUAUACGUCUAUUGA
This is a messenger RNA of Phaeoacremonium minimum UCRPA7, 1206 nucleotides long. Its product is annotated as putative mfs protein. Bases 1 to 1206 code for a protein of 401 amino acids. Gene Ontology annotation, biological process: transmembrane transport. NCBI's taxonomy places the organism in Eukaryota, Fungi, Ascomycota, Sordariomycetes, Togniniales, Togniniaceae. The record is from RefSeq and is a predicted model, not a curated record. Gene Ontology annotation, cellular component: membrane. Gene Ontology annotation, molecular function: transmembrane transporter activity. The transcript has 2 exons.